Messenger RNA from Ascochyta rabiei, 1151 nucleotides. RefSeq lists its product as uncharacterized. Lineage: Eukaryota; Fungi; Ascomycota; Dothideomycetes; Pleosporales; Didymellaceae. Bases 1 to 1071 code for a protein of 356 amino acids. The transcript has 3 exons. The record is from RefSeq and is a predicted model, not a curated record.
AUGCGGUACGUCCGCUUCCUCAAGCCCCCGCGCAUCACCACCGACAAGGGCGCCACCAAGAGUCACGUGUUCUGCCUGGUCACAAUCACCUCGGACCUGGGCGACUCGUUCUUCCCUCACCAUGUCGAGCUGGCCGCCGAGCUCGUCUCCCCAGAGCGUGGCGGCGAGAUGUGCGUGUGGCGCACCGUCCAGUGGGCCGCAGGGAUGCGGUCUCUGGCCAUCUCCUUGCCCUUGAAGAAAUCCUACGCCUCCCGUGCUCUGCGAGUGCGCGUUGGCGUAGAGCCCAAGGCGCAGUCUGAUGCUCUGCACGACCUGUCUCACCCCGACGCACACGGCAUCGUGUCGGCGUGGAGCGCAGACUUCAAUUCGCCGCCAAACGCUGGAGGUGCGAAGCUGGUGCAGCGCCGCUUCACAAUCGGACAGGCCGUCGUCAGUGUGUGGGAAGAGACGGGGGAGAGCAUAGCACGACAUCUAUGGGACGCUGGCAUCACGCUCGCCCACCACUUGUCUUCCCUGCUCCCCGACUCCACACACGCCCUUUCCACCGCCCUCCUCCCCUCCCCGCCCAACGGCACCCUGAACGUCCUGGAGCUAGGCACAGGGUGUGGGAUAGUCGGCAUAACCCUCGCCUCUCUCCUUCCAAACUGCACCGUGACCCUGACCGACCUGCCCGAAGCGCACGACAUCGUCUCGGCAAACCUCUCCCUGAGCCACUCCACCCUGGCCCCGGGCUCCCUCGUCUCGUUCGCAGAGCUAGACUGGGACGCCCCCCUCCCCCCCUGGCUCGCCGAGUCCGAGUCCAAACUCGACAUGGUGCUGGCGGCUGACUGCACGUACAAUCCUGAUAGCAGUCCGGCACUAGUCCGCACCCUAACUGCACUCACCCGCACUUCCCCACACACUGUAGUAGCCAUAGCGUUGAAACUGCGCCACGAAAGCGAGCGCGUCUUCUUCUCGCUCAUGGCCGACGCCGGGUUCCUCGAGACGGCAGUCUUGCGUUACGACCUACCGGGCGACAUGCAGUCGGGGGAGGAGAGGGUCGAUGUGCAUGUUUACCGAUUCAGGGGCUGAUGUUUGUUGCUGAGAGCUUCCUCUUCUCUUCUCUUCUCUCUCCCCGUUCUAUCUUUUUAGGUGCAGAGUUGGAGGUUUAG